Molecule: messenger RNA, 549 nt
Organism: Oenanthe melanoleuca
Lineage: Eukaryota; Metazoa; Chordata; Aves; Passeriformes; Muscicapidae
Gene: SHLD1
Product: shieldin complex subunit 1
Exons: 1
Coding region: 1-549 (182 amino acids)
Biological process (GO): regulation of double-strand break repair via nonhomologous end joining
Source: RefSeq, a predicted model, not a curated record
AUGAGUUCCAUUGAUUCUCUGCUUGCAGGAGAGAGCAAUCCAUCAUCAGUGGCUCCUGCAGGCUGUUCUGCUGAAGGCUCUGAGGAGGCAGACGUGAGAUGUAACCCAAAAGCAGGGCUGUGUGAGCCCUCUGAACCUAAUGAUGCUGUGCUCUCAUGGAUGUAUGAACGUGAUGAUGCAGAAGAUCCCAGCAUCAGGGACUCUCUGGAUGGCUUCUACAAAAUGUAUUGCAGAAAGCAGCCAGAGAGAAAGGAUCCAACCUAUCAGGCUGCCUCACAGUGUCUGUCACAGAAGAUUUCUGAGCUGGAGCAAAAGGGUGGAACAAAAUACAUGUCACGUUGCCUGCAAAUGGCACAGUUGGUCUUGAACAGAGAUGGAUGUAAGAUCUUUCCAAACCACUCCCCUUCUGCUUGCUUUUCAAAGCCAGCUGAGGGAGAAGUCUUGUUGGAAAACAGGAGGAGGGCACCUGGACUCUCAGAUGACGUCCUGCAGUUCCUCUGGAAGCAAACACAGGCAGAACGUAACCCUGAUGGGUCACAUGAGAAGUGA